Liolophura sinensis is the source of this 978-nucleotide messenger RNA. RefSeq names its product histidine-rich glycoprotein-like. The record is from RefSeq and is a predicted model, not a curated record. Bases 1 to 978 code for a protein of 325 amino acids. NCBI's taxonomy places the organism in Eukaryota, Metazoa, Mollusca, Polyplacophora, Chitonida, Chitonidae. The transcript has a single exon.
AUGACGGUUACCUUACGACGUACAAGAGAGGUGACCAUGAAGCUUACCACGUACAAGAGGCGUCACCAUGGCGCUUAUCUUACCGCCUACAAGAGGCGUCACCAUGGCGCUUACCUUACCGCCUACAAGAGGCGUCACCAUGGCGCUUACCUUACCGCCUACAAGAGGCGUCACCAUGGCGCUUAUCUUACCACGUACAAGAGGCGUCACCAUGGCGCUUAUCUUACCCCGUACAAGAGGCGUCACCAUGGCGCUUACCUUACCGCCUACAAGAGGCGUCACCAUGGCGCUUACCUUACCGCCUACAAGAGGCGUCACUAUGGCGCUUACCUUACAACCUACAAGAGGCGUCACCAUGGCGCUUAUCUUACCACGUACAAGAGGCGUCACCAUGGCGCUUACCUUACCGCCUACAAGAGGCGUCACCAUGGCGCUUACCUUACCGCCUACAAGAGGCGUCACCAUGGCGCUUACCUUACCGCCUACAAGAGGCGUCACCAUGGCGCUUACCUUACCGCCUACAAGAGGCGUCACCAUGGCGCUUACCUUACCGCCUACAAGAGGCGUCACCAUGGCGCUUACCUUACCGCCUACAAGAGGCGUCACCAUGGCGCUUAUCUUACCACGUACAAGAGGCGUCACCAUGGCGCUUAUCUUACCACGUACAAGAGGCGUCACCAUGGCGCUUACCUUACCGCCUACAAGAGGCGUCACCAUGGCGCUUACCUUACCGCCUACAAGAGGCAUCACCAUGGCGCUUACCUUACCGCCUACAAGAGGCGUCACCAUGGCGCUUACCUUACCGCCUACAAGAGGCGUCACCACGACGAACAUCAUCAGGAUGAAUCCCAUGCUGAAUCCCCACUCAUGUAUAAUGUAGUUACUAAGAGAUGUGCGUUUUGGAGAGGACCGCCAAAUCGUGGUGAGAACAAGCAUCUGAUUAAACAAGGCUGUCAGUUAAAUGUUGGUGGUAAAUGA